Messenger RNA from Pollicipes pollicipes, 3601 nucleotides. Its product is annotated as exportin-T. Gene Ontology annotation, biological process: tRNA re-export from nucleus. NCBI's taxonomy places the organism in Eukaryota, Metazoa, Arthropoda, Thecostraca, Pollicipedomorpha, Pollicipedidae. Gene Ontology annotation, cellular component: cytoplasm; nuclear pore; nuclear matrix. Gene Ontology annotation, molecular function: tRNA binding; small GTPase binding. The record is from RefSeq and is a predicted model, not a curated record. Bases 157 to 2979 code for a protein of 940 amino acids. The transcript has 19 exons.
GCUGUGUGUCGUAAGAUUGAUGUAUAUCUAACAUUUCAGUGGACGGAGGGAACAUAAAGUAUGAUUUAAGCCACCUGAGUUUAGCACGUUUUAAGGGCGUUACAGUGUUGAAUAUUGUCUCGAGUGCACGAUCACCGGAAAAACACCAGUGCGGCGAUGGAGGCGGUGGCGGCCGAGGAGUUCGUGCGCCGGCUACGCGGCCUCAUCGAGCCGGACGCGCAGCUGCAGCGGGCCGGCCUCGCCUACCUGGACGGCCUCAAGGCGUCCGACGACGGCUGGCGGCUGUGCGUGGACGCGCUGCUCUCGCCGGCGCUCGACGCCGAGGAACACGUGCAGUUCUACUGCUUGCAGGCGGUGGAGCACUUCGUCAAGACGCGCUACCCGGCCGAGGCCGACGGCGCGGCGCCCGCCGUGCGGCUCUUCAUCAGCGGCUGGGUGCAGCGCCAGUGCAAACUGGGAGCCGCCGGCGCCAAGACGUACCUGCGCAACAAGGCUGCGCAGGUGUUCGCGCUGAUCUUCGUCGCCGACUUCCCGGACCGCUGGCCGACCUUCCUGCUGGACCUGAUGGGCAUGGCCGCGCUGGGCCCGCCCGCCGUCGACAUGUACCUGCGCACUCUGCUGCAGAUCGACCAGGAGAUCGUGGACCGGGACGUGGUGCACUCUGAGCAGGAGGCGCGCCGCAACACGCGCAUCCGCGACGCCAUGCGCGAGAAGUGCGUGCUGCAGCUGGUGGAGUCAUGGCACGGCACGCUGCAGUCGUACGCCACCACGCAGCCCCAUCUCGUCUGCAUGUGCCUCGAGGUGGUCGGCAAGUUCGUCUCCUGGAUCGACAUCGGCCUGGUGGCCAACGAGCGCUUCGUCGCCGUGCUGGUGACGCUGCUGGGGCUGGUGGACGUGCGGGAGGCGGCCGCCGACUGUCUGCAUGACAUCACGCACAAGGGCAUGGAGCCCGUGCCCAAGGUGCAGCUGGUCGAGUCGCUGUUCGCCGUACUGCAGCAGGCGGCCGUGUUCCAGCUGCUGGAGCGCGUCAACGAUCAGACGCCGGCCGAGGACGUCGACUAUCUCUGCAAGCUGGGCAAGGUACUGAACGGCAUGGGCAUCGAGCUGGUGCUCUGCUACCACAAGCUGGCCAAGGCGGCGGCGGCGGCGCCCGGGUCUGGCGCGCUGGCCGCCACCGAGGCGGCCAUCGGUGCCAAGGUGCAGCACAUGCUGGCCUUCCUCAAGUGCGACUACGACGACCCUUCGCGCAGCGUCAUCGACUUCGCCCGCGACUACGUGCAGUUGUUGAAGACGAAGCCGAUGCUGUCUGAGGCCGAGACGGGCCACGUCCGUGACAUGGUCUACGUCAUCAUCCACAAGCUCAAGUACGACGAUGACUACGACUUCCAGGCCAUGGGCGAGGAUGAGGCCAUGUUCCAGGAGUACAGGAAGCGGCUGAAGGUGCUGUACGACAACCUGGCGGCCGUGGACCGGGACCUGGUGCUGCACAUCACGCAGCAGUUCAUCUGCUCCACGCUCGACUGCUGGAAGUCGCUGCCCAUGCGGGACGUGGAGGCCGCCAUCACCAUGCUGUACAUGCUGGGCGAGGCGCUGCCGCCCGCCUCCGCUGGCAACUUCUUCUCCGACGAGCCGGCGAAGGUGACGCUGCUGCAGACGAUGAUGCGCCGCCUGGUGACCUCAGACGUCGUCUCGUACCCGCACCACAUCGUGCCGUUUCAGUACUUCGAGACGGUCUCCCGCUACGAGAAGUUCUUCACCGUGGAGGCGGCCCUCCUGCCGCAGGUGUUGACUGCCUUCCUGGACGAGCGGGGGAUGAACCACCCCAACGAGCGCAACAGGGCGCGCGCUGUCUACCUCUUCUCGCGUUUCAUCAAAUGUCUCAAGGUGCAGAUGGGCCCGUUCACGGACACCAUCCUGGGUCAGAUCAAGAACCUGCUCUCGCUGGACCCGUCCGACGCCACGCUGCUCAACCGCGAGGACCAGCUGUACCUCUUCGAAACCGUCGCCGUCCUCAUCAUCUCGGCGGCGUCGGACAAUAAGCACAAGUGCGAGCAGCUGCAGCAGCUGCUGGGCCCGGUGGUGGGCCAGGCUUUCUCGGCCGGCCAGACGAUGCGGCUGGUCGGCUGCGUCCAGCUCUACCUGGAGGCGCUGCAGAUCUUCCUCAACACACUGCAGGGCCCGCGCCAGUACCCGCUGCUGCAGUCGGGCGUGAUCCAGCUGCUGCACCGGCUGGUGGUGUGCCUGGAGGAGGAGGUGCUGCCCUACAUCCCGGCCGCCUCCGAGGCGCUGCUGCGCUCCGCUGACGUGCGAAAGGUGCAGGAGUACCUGCCGCUCAUCAACCAGGUGGUCGCCAAGUACAAGAAGGAAGUGAUCCCGUUCGUGACGCGCGCCUUCAUGCCCAUCGUGGAGACGAUCUUCGCCGGACUGCGCCAACCCAUCGACGACGACGACGAGGCGCGGCGAGACCGGCAGACGCUGCAGCGUUGCUACUACCUCUUCCUGGCGUCGCUCGUUUCCAACAACGUGCUGGAGGUGCUGGCGCAGCAGCAGCCGCAGCACCUGCACGCCGUGCUCCUGUCCGUGGUGCAGGGUGCUGUCGAGCUGCCUGACCCCGUGGCGCAGCGCUCGUGCUUCACCAUCCUCCGGCGCGUGACGGAGGCGUGGGGCCGCGAGGGACCGGCCGACUUCGCCGCCUUCCUGUACGAGCACGUGGUGCCGGCCUGCUUCCGCGCGCCACUCAGCAGCACGUUCGACCUGUCCGACGCGCAGACCAUGCAGGCCCUGCACGAGUCGGCCCUCUGCCUGCGCACCGUCUACGAGCAGCGGGGCGAGGAGCUGGUCAGCUACCUGCAGAGCCGGUACAUGCCCACGCUGGACCUGGAGCCGGACGUGAUCCAGCGCUUCUGCCAGGCGCUCCGCUCCGACAGCAAGAUAUUCCGCAACUACACCAAGAUGUUUUUCCGCCAGGCGCGUUCGUGACCUGCGCUGGCGUCGGCGGCCGGGCCUAGUCAGUGUCUUUGAAUGCUCCAGCCGACGCGGGCGGGCACCGCAGGACCCUCAGCGCUGACGGCCGUGAUGGCUAGUUGGCCAGGUGGCAUCACUGAAACUCAAUCGACGCGUUGCGACGCUUAAAGCGUGGGAACAUAUCGCCACGCCUGCGUGCGAGCGCGUGCGUCCGUGCCGUUUGCGUGCGGUGUAAGCGCGUGGAGGCGGCCUGCCGCUCGGUGGAUGCGUCCACCUUGUCUGCUCUUGCGGGGCCAUGAGUGCCCGGGACGGUGUUUCUGUGAUACGCACCACCGCUUGCGGAGGUGCGGGCUGCGCCAGCGACAAUGCGCCGGCGGUGUCUGCCGCGCGGGGGUGGCUUUCUCGUGGUCGUGCUCACGUGUUAUUGUGGUAUUUUGUAAGAAUUCCUCGCAACUUGUUCCGAUUAUUUCGAGUAUCGCAUUGCACUGGAUGUGACAGUCCCCCCUCACGAAUGAUCCAAAGUACCCCGAUGGCUGGUGCGACCCGAGUUUGUCAGCCUCGCGGUGUUGCGUCGACGUGUUCGUUGAUUAGCCGGGGGGCAACGAUCGCGGGGUGCCUGGCCAGCGCCGGCGGCUGU